GCCCCGUUUCGGAUGACUUGAUUGCAAACCACCAACGUACGGGAUACAAUCGGCCCAAUGACCAAUGAAACCAAGCCGAUUACUAAAGAUGGGAACUCCUCCGCCAUGGAUGAUUCCUACAGCACUACCACAGAAAAUGACGAUGAUAACAUUAUGUUACAGGCUCACGAAUCACAUGUUAUCGGUGAAAAUCUCAGCGAUUCAUACGCUUUGAUGAACUUCAUCAAAGGGAAUAUUGGAACGGGAAUGCUUUCAAUGCCAGUCGUAUUGCGAUAUGCUGGUUUGUGGACGGGUUUCUUUCUCAUUAUUUUAUCUGGUGCUUUAGCCACCUACCUGAUGGCCGUACUUGUUCGCGUAUCUCGUUCCGUUCGUGAUAAAAACCAUUUGGAUCAUUCAAAAAUGGAUUACACAGAGACAGUGUUUAGUGUUUUCAAAUAUGGGCCAACUUGUCUGAGAAAACCAAAGGGGAAAAUUAAACACACAGUGAACGUUUUUCUAAUAAUCACGCAAACGGGAUUCUGUUGUGUCUAUAUCUUGUUCCUCACGGAGAAUAUUCGAUAUUUUUUAUACGGAUUCUUUCCACACUUACCGCUCAACUUUUAUGUGGUCGCUGUACUGACAUCUUUGUGCUUCGUGCCGAUGUGUUUGUUCAGCAAUAUGCGUAUCCUUUCACGUCUCGCGACGCUGGCCAAUUUUGCCACACUGCUUGGCUCGCUCCUCAUCUUCAUCUAUCUAUUCUCUACUGGAUUGAAGCCUUUGGACACCUUGCCGGCGAUCACGGAGCUUCGUGGGAUAUUGAUAGCCUUCGGCAUUGUUAUGUUCUCUUUCGAGGGAAUCAGCUUGGUGUUGCCAAUCGAAAGCAAAAUGGCCAACCCUUCCAAUUUCACUCAUCCCUUCGGUGUGCUCAAUGUGGGUAUGACAGUUGUGGUGUGCUUGAACGUCGCUUUUGGAUUUUUCGGAUUCCUUAGGUUCGGUGAAGAUGCCCAGGGAACAAUUACUUUAAACAUUCCAGAGGACCCCUAUUGGUUCAGUCCGGUCAAACCGCUAUUCGUCUUGGCUAUCGUGGUCAGCUAUCUGUUGCAGUUCUACAUUCCCGCAGCCAUUUUCACUCGGCUAAUGGAAAAGCUUAAGUGUCAUCGGGACGCCUCCGACAGACGAAGAUACAUUCACGAGAAGUUGAUGCGUGUGGCGCUGGUACUUUUGUCCUGUUUGGCCGUUAUUACAAUACCAAAGUUGGAGUUGAUGAUCUCCUUGAUCGGCGCAUUCGCCAGUUCUGUGUUGGCCCUUAUUCUGCCUCCCGUGUUGGAGAUAGUUCACUUGUGGGAGCAGCGCGCUCAAAUUCCGGGCUUUUGGUUUCGUGUGUUUGCAAAGCACGUGAUCAUCAUCGCGAUUGGUUUGGGCGCUUUUCUCGGCGGAACAGUGGCCACUUUGUUUCAAUUGAUAGAUUCAUUCUACUCUCCGAACCCUCCGGAAUAAACCUGUAGUUGCUCUGGUUGAUCUCCAUGCCCCACGAUGAAAUUCUAGUCGGUGUGACGUCAUUGAACGUUCGAUUAUUUUUCAGUUUAUUUCUAAUUGGGUUCUCUUUUCACUUAUCAUCUGAUUACUUACUGAGUGGUCCCGGAUCAUCACUUUGACGCGACAUUGAUGAUGCUUUUUGCCACUUCUUAUUGUGCCUUCUUUUUGUACAUGCAGUUAUAUUUCUUUGUGAGUGCCAGUUUUGUCUGCCUUGUGCUAACCGUUUAAUUUCAUGACACCGCUUUAGUUUAUCUCACUUUGAUGAUCGGUGGUGAUGCCUUUAACAUGCUCUUUUGGCAACUUCUUC
Messenger RNA from Dicrocoelium dendriticum, 1822 nucleotides. The record is from the annotation of a GenBank genome assembly. Lineage: Eukaryota; Metazoa; Platyhelminthes; Trematoda; Plagiorchiida; Dicrocoeliidae.